CUAUGGAAUUUGACUGUAUGAGUACGUUGAUUUUCUUCUUUUUUGUUUUGUGUAAUUUUUCAGUCAAUCCUUCAGAAAUAUCAAUUGUGUGAUGUGCCUUCUUUUUGUUUAUAUAAAUACUGCUCCUGGUCCAAAAGGAUACCAUUUGGUAUUAAUUAAUGUAAGAGAUGAAAUUUACAAUCGUCCGACGGCAAAAGCAAUGUUUUGGGAAAAGGAACCAAAUGUAAUCGGCGGCAGGGAUUUAGAACCAGGCAGAGAAGGAGGAACGUGGUUAGCUAUGAAUAAAAAUGGAAAAAUUUCUGCAUUGUUGAAUAUACUUCAACCGGAUCACGAGCUAUCGCCAAAUAAAAAAGGAAGAGGAUUUCUCGUUGUCGAUUAUGUGAAAAAUAACCAAGAUGGUUUAUCCUAUUUACAAGAAAUAUGUGAUCAUUGUGAUGAAUAUAAUGGAUUUUUAUUAGUUACGUUAGAUUUAAGGAAAUGGACCAAUGAUAUAUUACUUUCAUACUUUACAAAUGGAAGUAAUGAGAAACCAACAUCACUUUCUUCAGGAAUUCAUGCCUUUGGAAACAGUCAUCCGAAUAAACCUUGGCAAAAAGUCACAGAAGGUCGUCAAGGGUUUGAAAAGAUUGUAAAUGAACAUCCGACGAUCGAAAGCAGAGAAAAACUUAUAGAAGAAUUAUUCGAACUGCUGAUGGAUGAUAGGUGUUACCCAGUUGAUAAACAAAUGAAAAAUCAAGGUUUUGGUAAAAGCGAAAAUUUCCUACAGAAAUUAAGUGCUAUUUUUGUAUAUUUACCAGAAUAUUGUUACGGCAGCAGAUGCCACACGGUAAUCGUGGUGGACGGAACCGGAAGAGUUGACUAUGUAGAAAGAUCGCUGAAAGAUUUUACUAAUGCUAAAGAACCAGAUCAGUGGAGCGAAGUCAGAGAGACGUUUUAUUUGACUUCCUCCGGAUAGAAUAAAAAAUAUGUAU
This is a messenger RNA of Centruroides sculpturatus (bark scorpion), 971 nucleotides long. Its product is annotated as transport and Golgi organization protein 2 homolog. Gene Ontology annotation, cellular component: Golgi apparatus. The coding region runs from base 92 to 955 and encodes 287 amino acids. Gene Ontology annotation, biological process: protein secretion; Golgi organization. The transcript has 8 exons. The record is from RefSeq and is a predicted model, not a curated record. Lineage: Eukaryota; Metazoa; Arthropoda; Arachnida; Scorpiones; Buthidae.